GAUAUGUCUGAUCCUGACAACGGUGGGUUGCCCGCAUGUCUCUCCUCCGGAGAGCAUGGCAUCUCGUUGGUGGAGGUCUACCAGAGCUACUGCGCCACCGUGUCCUUGGCUGACUUCCUGGUGAUCGCCGCCGAGGCGGUGAUGAUGUCAACACGCGCGCGGCAUCUCGCCCAGGCGUCGUCAGCGCCCCAACUCGACUUCAAGUCCUCCUUCCGCUUCGGCCGCACCACGGCGCUGAGCUGCGCCUUUGCCGAAGGGCGCCUGCCGAACCCGGAGCGAGGCUGCCAGGCUGUGGAGGAGACCUUUGUUGACAACAUGGGCCUGGACUGGACGGAGGCUGCCGCCCUCAUGGCCGUCCACACACUGGGCCGUGCACAGGUGAGCAACUCAGGCUACCAUGGCUGGUGGAGCGAUCCAGAGAACUCGCGGCGCUUCAACAACGACUACUUCGUGUCCCUGCUGGCCAAGGGCUGGGUGCCGGAGCGGGCCAUUUCGGGCAAUGCCGCGAAGAAUCAGUGGGAGCGGAGCGACGUGGGCCGUGACACGUCAUUCGAUGGCCACGAGAUGAUGUUGAACACCGACAUGUGCUUGGUUUACAGCGAACCUGGCCCGACUGGUGGGCCCGUCCUGGCAGACGUGCACGAUUGUUGUGGCUGGCUCACCGCCCAAACAAUUGCUGGUGCUGUGGCGAGCAACGGUGGUGAGUAUUGCGGAGGCCAGCCACCGGAACCACGCCAAGAGCGGCAACGGUGCUGCGGACCUCAGCAAGGUGACUGUGGUAGGCGGGACGACCCACAAGGACCUGCCGCCCAGGCAGUGUUGAACUUCGCAGCCGACGAGACCGCGUGGUUGGUUGCUUUCGUCCGUGCGUGGACCAAGGCGGUGGAAAACGGUCAAGCGAACUUGAAGCGCCUCGGAGAUUGCUCCGCGACAUCGACUUCCAGCACUUCCUCCUCAGGCAGUCCAUCCAAUACUGCAACCACCUCCGCCGCAGCAGACGUAUCCGACACUGCGACCACCUCCACUGCACCAGAUGCAAUCACCACUCAGAGCACCACUGGCGAGACGCAUGUCCAAGAUAAGGUCAGCUCCUUCGGCGUUGCACGCUUCCACCACACGUGGCUUAACUCGAUCUACCUCAGCUGCCUUCUUAUGUUCUUGAGUUUGCUUUAG
Symbiodinium sp. CCMP2456 is the source of this 1173-nucleotide messenger RNA. The record is from the annotation of a GenBank genome assembly. NCBI's taxonomy places the organism in Eukaryota, Dinophyceae, Suessiales, Symbiodiniaceae.